Messenger RNA from Penicillium pulvis, 1626 nucleotides. RefSeq names its product snoRNA-binding rRNA-processing protein UTP15. The transcript has a single exon. Gene Ontology annotation, molecular function: protein binding. Gene Ontology annotation, biological process: positive regulation of transcription by RNA polymerase I; rRNA processing. Gene Ontology annotation, cellular component: nucleolus. NCBI's taxonomy places the organism in Eukaryota, Fungi, Ascomycota, Eurotiomycetes, Eurotiales, Aspergillaceae. The record is from RefSeq and is a predicted model, not a curated record. The coding region runs from base 1 to 1626 and encodes 541 amino acids.
AUGGCGGCUCCCGUCCUGCCUUUGCAACAGGUGAAGCUCGCCUCGUUGCCAUCCACCCGCCUUACACCAGAGCAACAAUACUGGCGCACAUUCAAGAACCCUCUCCUCAUCCCGUCGCCAGCCAAUGGACCUAUCAAUCUCAUCACUCAACCCUCUGCCCCAUCAUCUUCUGCUGUCUUCAGCUCCCUGUCGCAGCCCCCCGAUAUUUUCACCGUGACCACCGGUGCCCGAGUUCAGAUCUACUCAAUCCACACCCGGAAAUUGCUGCGCACAAUCACUCGAUUCGAUGAUACAGUACGGGGUACAGAUGUUCGGCCGGACGGGCGUGUGUUGGUGACUGGUGACGAUACAGGCACAGUCCAGGUUUUUGACGUCAAGUCCCGCGCCAUUCUGAAGACAUGGAGAGACCACAAGCAGCCCGUGUGGGUGAGCAAGUUCUCUCCGAGCGACCCAACUGCUCUUAUGACCACUAGUGAUGACCGGACAGUCCGUCUGUGGGAUCUGCCUGCUGAGUCCAGUCAACGUACCUUCACCGGCCAUACCGAUUACGUUCGCAGUGGUGCCUUCAUGCCCGGCGCAAUGGCCUCCUCUGGAUUGAUUGUCUCUGGCUCCUAUGAUCGCACAGUUCGCAUCUGGGAUCCCCGUGUGCAGAGACGCGCAGCUAUGACCUUCAAGAUGGCGGCUCCUAUCGAAAAUGUGCUGCCCAUGCCGGCGGGCACUACCGUUCUGGCUUCCGCUGAUAACAAGAUUGCGGUGCUUGAUAUUGUGGCUGGAAAGCCCAUGCACAUGAUUCAAAACCACCAGAAGACAGUAACCUCGCUUGCGUUGGCAUCCAAUGGAGAGCGAUUGCUCAGUGGUGCAUUGGAUGGUCACCUGAAGGUCUUUGAGACAACUGGCUGGAAUGCGGUCUCUGGCUCUAAAUACCCAUCGCCCAUCCUGUCUCUGCGUGUUAUCACCUCUGGCAUAGCACAGGAGGACAAGCACAUCGCCGUUGGUAUGCAGUCAGGUCUUCUUUCUAUCAAGACCCGGUUGUCUGGUCAACAGAAGGUCAAGGACCGCGAGCGUCAGAAGGAGAUGAAGGCUCUGCUCGAGGGCAAGCUGGAGGAACACGACCGCGAAGUGGCAAAGAAAAAUAAGACUCGCGGCUCAGGCUGGGAGAAGCGGUUGCGUGGCCGCGAUUUCAUCGGAGAAGGAGUCGAGAUUGUGAUCGAGGGCCAGGACAACAAGAAGAGGAAGCGUGAACAAGCUUGGGAGCUUGAUUUGCGUAAGGGCCGAUAUGCCGCUGCCUUGGAUCAAGUCCUUGGAGGUCCCGAUAAGACAGCCCAGCUCACGCUAUUCACUGCCCUCCGUCACCGUUCGGCUUUACGUGCUGCCCUCAAAGACCGCGACGAGGUCACACUCCAGCCCGUUUUGUCAUGGGUUUACAAGCAUAUUCGCGAGCCCCGUCUGGUUGAUCUCUGCGUUGAAGUUGCCAUGAACCUGCUGGACAUCUACUCGGCCAAUCUGGGCCAGUCAGCCCAGGUUGACAAGUUGGUGGACCGAUUGCAUUUCCGCGUACGUGACGAGGUGGAGAUGGCACAGAAUGCCUUCCAGCUGAAGGGCGCACUUGACAUGUUGAAGGCAUGA